Molecule: messenger RNA, 2957 nt
Organism: Olea europaea var. sylvestris
Lineage: Eukaryota; Viridiplantae; Streptophyta; Magnoliopsida; Lamiales; Oleaceae
Product: double-strand break repair protein MRE11
Exons: 23
Coding region: 284-2488 (734 amino acids)
Biological process (GO): meiotic DNA double-strand break formation; double-strand break repair via homologous recombination; mitochondrial double-strand break repair via homologous recombination
Cellular component (GO): nucleus; Mre11 complex
Molecular function (GO): DNA endonuclease activity; 3'-5'-DNA exonuclease activity; manganese ion binding
Source: RefSeq, a predicted model, not a curated record
CCAUCCUCAAUCCAAGCGCAAGUGCGGGCAGUAACACAGUAACAGUGGUACCUGGCCAUUAUUUUCGGCGUUCUUUUAAAUUCCCCGCCACUCCUCUAGUACUUAGCUCCACUGGUGGAGCUCAUCGCCUCCUUCAAAUCCGUUCUCUGGCAACUGAAACUCCUUUUUUUUUUUUUUUUUUCCUUUAUUCAUCGCUGAAUCCAUUAUCUCUCUUUCUCUAGUUUGGUGCGAUUUUUUCCCCCUGAACACGGCGUAUAUUUGGUUUAAGGUAAACUUUCUCCAAAUGACCGAUUCGUCAAGGGAAGGUACUAGCGAUGUGCUGCGAAUAUUAGUGGCUACUGAUUGUCACCUUGGUUAUAUGGAGAAGGAUGAAAUCCGCAGGCAUGAUUCAUUUCAGGCUUUUGAAGAGAUAUGUUCAAUUGCGGAGCAAAAACAGGUGGAUUUCUUACUUCUUGGUGGCGAUCUUUUCCAUGAGAAUAAGCCAUCAAGGUCAACUUUAGUGAAAGCCAUUGAAAUUCUUCGCCGCCAUUGUCUCAACAAUCAACCAGUGCAGUUUCAAGUUGUCAGUGACCAGACAGUGAACUUUGCAAAUUCAUUUGGACACGUGAACUACGAAGAUCCUCACUUCAAUGUCGGAUUACCAGUUUUCAGCAUACAUGGAAAUCAUGAUGAUCCUGCUGGAGUGGACAAUCUUUCUGCGGUCGAUAUCCUUUCAGCAUGUAAUCUUGUGAACUAUUUUGGAAAAAUGGUUCUUGAAGGUUCAGGAGUUGGGCAGAUCACCCUCUACCCGAUUCUUAUCAAGAAGGGCUCAACAUCUAUAGCUCUUUAUGGCCUUGGGAAUAUCAGAGACGAGCGUCUGAAUCGAAUGUUUCAGACGCCACAUGCAGUGCAAUGGAUGCGACCCGAAGCUCAAGAAGGUCAUCAAGUUUCAGAUUGGUUCAACAUACUAGUACUUCAUCAAAACAGAGUGAAGAUGAAUCCUAAAAAUGCCAUAAAUGAGCAUUUCUUGCCGCGAUUUUUGGAUUUUAUCGUCUGGGGACAUGAACAUGAAUGCCUGGUUGAUCCUCAGGAAGUUCCAGGCAUGGGUUUCCACAUUACGCAACCUGGUUCAUCUGUCGCAACGUCACUGAUUGAUGGUGAAUCAAAGCCAAAACACGUGCUUCUUCUAGAGAUUAAGGGGAAUCAAUAUCGGCCAACCAAGAUACCUCUCAACUCAGUGAGGCCCUUUGAAUAUGUGGAGGUAGUAUUAAAAGAUGAGCCUGAUAUUGAUCCUAAUGAUCAGAAUUCAAUCCUUGAACAUUUGGACAAAGUGGUCAGAAAUCUGAUAGAAAAGUCUUGCCAAAAGGUUAUUGACAGAUCCGAACUCAAACUUCCCUUAGUUCGAGUGAAGGUAGAUUACUCCGGGUUUAUGACGAUAAAUCCACAAAGGUUUGGGCAAAAAUUUGUUGGAAAGGUAGCUAAUCCUCAGGAUAUACUUAUAUUCUCAAAAGCAUCAAGAAAAGGUCGUGGUGAAGUUGAUAAAAUUGAUGAUUCUGAACGGCUCCGACCAGAAGAACUGAAUCAGCAAAAUAUUGAAGCGUUGGUUGCUGAGAGUAACCUGAAAAUGGAGAUACUCCCCGUCAAUGAUCUGGAUGUUGCAUUACACAAUUUUGUUAGUAAGGAUGACAAAAUGGCUUUCUAUUCUUGUGUACAAUACAACAUCGAAGAAACUCGUAACAAAAUUGCAAGGGAUUCAGAGAAUCAGAAGUUUGGAGAUGAAGAUGUAAUUGUUAGAGUUGGAGAAUGCUUAGAGGCACGUGUCAAAGAAAGAGGAACAAGGUCAAAAGAUGGUCAAGAGUUCACGUUUAGCGAACAGUCAUUGCAGGGUGGAAGUAAAAGUACUGGGGGAAUUGGAAGUGCUGUUUCCUUCAGUGAUGAUGAGGACGCUACACCAUUCUCUGGUGGAAAGUCUACCAGAAGGGGCAGAAAAGAGACAUCACAAUCUUUUAGGUCCUCUCGUGAUGUUUCCAUAGUUGAAAAGACAACGUCAAGAGGAAGGGGAAGAGGCAGAGGAAGAGGCAGGGGUUCCAGUACAUCGAAGCAGACAACAUUAGAUUCAGUGAUGGGUUUCCGUCAUUCUCAAAGGUCUGCCUCAGCUGCUGCAUCAGCAUCAGUUCGAAGUAUUGCUGAUAAUGAAGAUGUAGUGGAUUCAGAGUCGAAUGAUGAAACAGCUAAACUUGAUGUUAAUGAUAUUGAUGACAGCUCGGAUGGCGGUGAAGCUCUCCAAGGAAAAGGAAGAAAAAGAGCUGCACCAAGGGGAAGGGGUAGAGGCUCUACCUCAACUGCUAAAAGGGGGAGGAAAUCAGACAACUCUUCAUCUUCGCUUAAUAGAUUGCUCAUGAGUAGAGACGACGACGACGAUGACGAUGACGACGAUGAUGAUGUGACAAAGAAAGUUAAUAAACCUAAACCUCCGGUAACUAGAAAUUACGGUGCUUUAAGAAGGUAGCUUUCAUUGGGGAAUCUCCAUGGAUGCAAUGGGGCUCCAUUAAUAUAACUGCGAAUUGAUCGGGAACCAUUUUGAGCGUCAUGAUUUGACAUAUAGCUGUAUAAUUUUAUUUUGAAGAUAGAAGAUGGUUUGAAUUUGAUUUUCCGUGGAUUAUCCUGCAAUUGUGUUCUAGGAAUGAUGGUAAAUAUUCCAACAGGGAGGUGAUACUUGAAAGAGUCGGAGAAAAUGGAGUGAGAUGUCUGGUGGUUGGCUUUUAAAUAUCUUGAGAAUUCCCUUCGAGGCCAACAAGCGAAUUGGAUCCAAAUGGUUGGUUGAAAAGGAACUUGCGAACAGAGAUUAUCUUCAUUCCAGUCUCUUUCUUUGUUAGAAACAUUAAACUUAAAUGAAAUUCCCCUAUUUGGUGGUAAUUAUUUUCAAAAAACAAUGUUUUGAAUAUUGGUUUUUUAGGAGACUAUAUGGUUAAAUAGUA